AUGGCUGAUUCCCCCAGCCCGUUGCCCCUGCCAGACACACCUGGCGACGUGCCAGGUCUUACGUAUGUCCCGUACUAUCUGGACCCUUCACCGCGGUUGCAGUCACGUAGCCACAUCAUCCAACCCUCAGAUCACGAAGCAUCAGAUUCACCCGACUCGACGACCACCGGAUUACAGAAGUCCAUUAUCAGCCGGCCUAUACAGACGGCUGCGGAGGAUCUUCCGCAGGCGCGAGUACUAGCAGCCAUCGACCGCUGGUAUGAUCAGUUCCUCGAAUUCUCCACGAGUGACAAGUGGAGCUUGAGCAAAUGCUCUAUGCUUGACCUCACAGAUACUGUUCAGAAAGGCUUCUACUAUAUGGACACAAGGGUUUUCCGCGAAGGAUUCAGUGUCCUACGUCACGUCGGUGACCUUGCGCCUAAGGCGCUUUGCUCUGAGCAUCCUGCGGCCUUUAUCUACGCGCUUAGGGGACUAGGUGCUACACGACAGAAGGCAAGUCGGUCUAGCAACGUGGACCCUGAGUCCAACGCAUGGAGACCGAACAUCUUACAGGUCGGACAGCCGCGGGUCCUCGAAUGCAAUGGCUGCGAUGAUCCUAUCGUAGAGGCGCAUCAUCACUGCACAAUCUGCUACGGGGGCUACUAUGACCUCUGCGCCGACUGCGUGGUAGCAGGCAAACAUUGCUUGAACAACGAUCAUUGGUUGAUCAAACGCAUCAUCGAUGACCAAGGUGUCGUCGUGGAGUCCGCAAGUGAGAUGCUUCCGCCGCGCUUUAUGAGGGACGAUGCUCACGCGAGACUGGUCACGCCAUCUCUUCAUCGAAGGCCCGUCUUGAAACCACGGUUACUGCGUGUUGAUGAGCCUAUGACAAGAUCUGCGGCUUUCCCGAAGGUGUGCUUCUAUCUUUUGCAGCAAGCACGAGAACUCCGCGGGCUCAAUCAUCCUCUCUCGCUACUUCUUGAAAUCUUCCAGCGCCCUGCCGACCUCGAAACUCUUCGAGGUCACAUACUCGCGAUCAUGGACGUACAGCUCGCCGCCCGGAUCAGUUCAGCUGGUGCCGCUUCUCAGAUAUUACAUCUUGAGGCUGCUCGCGAGUGGGUGUUAUACCAGCAAGGCAAACAUCAAGAGCUGGAAACUUGGGUCAACUCAUAUCUCUUGAAGGAAAUCACUCCCCAAAACGGGAGGAGAGCUCAUGGCAUUGCUGGCUGCAGCUAA
Fulvia fulva is the source of this 1215-nucleotide messenger RNA. RefSeq lists its product as uncharacterized. Bases 1 to 1215 code for a protein of 404 amino acids. Lineage: Eukaryota; Fungi; Ascomycota; Dothideomycetes; Mycosphaerellales; Mycosphaerellaceae. The record is from RefSeq and is a predicted model, not a curated record. The transcript has a single exon.